Messenger RNA from Populus nigra (black poplar), 1265 nucleotides. RefSeq lists its product as uncharacterized. The coding region runs from base 165 to 878 and encodes 237 amino acids. Lineage: Eukaryota; Viridiplantae; Streptophyta; Magnoliopsida; Malpighiales; Salicaceae. The transcript has 4 exons. Gene Ontology annotation, molecular function: metal ion binding. The record is from RefSeq and is a predicted model, not a curated record.
CGAAACUUUUUAAAAGCACUUCUCUUUCCCUUCCUAUGUGUUUUGAUGACCGUAGGUUCACUUCGUAACACAUAAAAGUUCUUAUCACCGCAAAUUCAGACCCUUCUAACAGAUACCAUCAGCCACCACCAAAGGGACUAAAUCAUCAAAGUUUUUCUUUUGUUAUGGGGAAGAGAAAGAGAAGUAGUGGUGAUCAUAACAAGACCAAGUGCACUUCUUCUUCGGAUGACUUGCCAUGCUCUUCUGGAACAGAAUUGUUGUCUAGAGAGAAAUCUUAUUUGCUAGAGUCUAGUGAAUCAAGGCCUCUCAUACCCAUGGUGGAUACUUCAGAUAACACUGUAAAGGUAUUGAAUGCGCAACAUUCUCAUGCACAUCAGAAUCACAACCUUGGCCGUUCAAUAGUCUUGAAACGAUCACGACACUACUAUGGUCAUCAAUACUCCCGGAGAAACUUGGGGAGCCAUGCUGAUGCAUCAACUUCUCAUGGGAAGACUGCCCUUUCACGUAAUGAGAGGCUUACCUUCAAGCUUAUGAGUCAACCAGGCUCCAAGCCUGGGUGCCAUACAGAAAACAAGGAAAUAGAAUUUAGCAGGCCAGACAGGGUUAGAUUCAGUUCCUUGGUAAUGAAUGCAGUUUCAUCUGAUGCAGUGAAGAUGGUAUGUGGAAUCUGUCAGAAACUAGUGAGAAGGAAAAAUUAUUUUCUAGGAAAUGCAUUAACUACUGGUGAAUUCUCUGUUGUGGCCAUUCUAGUUUGCGGUCAUGUUUAUCAUUCAGAAUGUUUGGAGCAGAAAACAAGUAUUGAAGAUAUGCGUGAUCCUCCCUGCCCAUUGUGCUCGGGCUUGCUCUCUGAAGCAGAUGCCUCUAGAGAAGAAGAGUAAUGUGAUGUUGACUUACAUCUACGCUAUUGAUUAUCUAGGACAGACGUAACAGAGUAUAGGUGGUUGAAAUAGACUUAGCGAGGUGUCAUUAGGACUAAAGGAUUUUGAUCGGCAGUUCUUCACAGUCUCAUUGCUGUCGAGAAUGUUGAAAAGAAGUAUGAGCUGCAGUCAUCUCUCAUUAGUGCUAGGCCUAGAGAGAGACACCGCAGUUUUUGUCAAGAUACGGACACCAGUUAAGGUGGCAUAUUUAGGAGAAUAUAUUAGUAAAUGACAAUUUUAGUUUUGUUGUACGAGUUGACAAUGUUGUACACACGUUUGUAUUGGUGUAUGAAGUGGCGGUACAACAAAUUCAAAAUAUCAGUAAAUGACUAUCGUAGUUUUUUGGUA